Diaporthe batatas is the source of this 2938-nucleotide messenger RNA. RefSeq lists its product as uncharacterized. Gene Ontology annotation, molecular function: methyltransferase activity. The record is from RefSeq and is a predicted model, not a curated record. The transcript has 3 exons. The coding region runs from base 937 to 2307 and encodes 456 amino acids. NCBI's taxonomy places the organism in Eukaryota, Fungi, Ascomycota, Sordariomycetes, Diaporthales, Diaporthaceae.
GACAGCUCGACUGUUCUUUCCCAAUGCCGACAACAAGGUAACCAGGUAGCCAACCACACCCUCAGCAACCAGCCAUGGCCGUCCCAGAUUCAUGCCGUUGGCUAAGCUGGACCCAUCGUCAUUCACCAACCGCCGGACGGCUCGGUAGAGGAGUUGGGUCCCUUUUGCAGCAGGCCUGCAUGGCCUCGCAUCGCACAGCAUCGCAGUGGCCUCGCACCACAUCGGGCGACCUUCCUCAACAAGGGGCCUGGGCCUCUGGCUCCUCGACGGAUUAACGGAUUGGCGAAUUGACGAAUUGACGAGCCCACGAGCCCACAUGCGCAUCCGUCUUGCCCCCAUCCUCGGCGCUCCAUCACGCCCGCCCCAUGAUGGGUGUUGACCACUUGAUAACUGACCGCUGGCUGCUCUGCAUCUCCCGGCGCAGUAAUCUGGCCCCUUGUCCACAUCCUGGUCGCCAUCCUGAUCACGCCCCAAUUCAAAUACGCAUACAUACGUCGAGGGUCCGCACCGGUGUACCCGAAGAGCCGCAUUGUCCGAGUCUUUCUUUUUUUUUCCUCGCCUACCACGGGUUCGGGUCAAAAAGAAGAGCAAAAAGAAGGGGGAGAACGUGGCGCCUCCCAGGUGCUCGCCGUGCUUCUUUUUCCCUCCCAACUUGCCGUCUUUGUGGCGCUCUCGCAGCACACGCUACUGAAAGGUUGCUUCGCUGCGCUCGUCGGAAGCUGCUCGCUGCUGGCUGCUGCAACUUGCGCUCGGCCAGGCCUGGGCUGAUGUGAGACCAUCCCCGCGGAAGAUCACCCCUCCCGCAGUUUUUUUUUUCAUUCCCAGCCAAUUUCUGGUCUGCAGAUCCAGAACCUGCCGCUGCCGCUGCCCAGGAGGAAAAGAAAGAGAAACCGUUUAUUUAGACGCCCCUCGUCCCGUCUCGGGCGUCCAGGCACAAUGGACAUCCGCGACCUUCUGAUCGAUCCGCCGCCCGACAUGGUAGCAAACCAGGACGGCACAGCAGCCGCACCGGCGCGACCCCCCACCACCCUUGGACGCGAGCCACAGGCGACAUCCGGCCAACCAGCAGCCGCAGCCGAGAUACACGCUGCCUUGGCCUCCGCGCCCAAGGCCUACGACCACGCACGAGUCCCGUCUCGUGCGCCCGGAUACGACAACUCGGCAGCAAAGCCGGACCCAUCCAACGACGCGCCCGCUGCCUCAGACCAUGAGAUCACCUUUCACAACCCCUCUGCCGCGGCCGCCGCGGCGGCUGCAGGCUCCGGGCCCGGCUCAUCCUCCGGCGGCGCGGGCGGGAGCAGCACUCACCCAGACUCAGAUAACGCCAGUCUGAAUGCGCCCUCGAGUUUCUCGGUCGGUCUGAGCAUCGACACAGACGACAGCGAUGCGGACUCCGCGAUGGGCUCGGUGCGGGCGCAGUCGUCGUCCGUGUCGGCGUCGUCGUCCAUUUUUGACUUUGUCGAGGAGCACGGGCGCACGUGGCACCGGUACCACGAGGGCAAGUACUUCAUGCCCAACGACAUCCCCGAGCAGGAGCGCCUGGAGCUGCAGCACUCGAUCAGCGUGCGGCUGUUUGGCGGGCUGAGCCUCGCGCCCAUCGACCGGCCCAACCGCGUCCUGGACAUCGGCACCGGCACCGGGAUAUGGGCCAUCGAGUUCGCCAACGAGCACCCCGAGUCGGACGUCAUGGGCACCGACCUGUCGCCCAUCCAGCCCGAGUACGUCCCGCCCAACUGCCGGUUUGAGGUCGACGACGCCGAGGACGAGUGGGUCUUCAACCACAAGUUCGACUACAUCCACGCGCGCUUCAUGUGCGGCAGCUUCAGCAACUUCCCCGACAUCUUCCGGUCGUGCCUCGACAACCUCGAGCCGGGCGGGUGGGCAGAGUUCCAGGACUACUACGUCAAGAUGCAGUGCGUCGACGACUCCCUGUCGGGGACCUCCCUCGAGCGCUGGAACGACUGCGUCCUCGAGGGCGUGCGCCGCAUGGGCAAGAACGGCCUCGCCGCGGCGCGCUUCAAGGCCCAGAUGCUCGACGCCGGGUUCACGGACGUCGUCGAGCGCAAGUUCGCGCUGCCCGGGAACCCGUGGGCCAAGGGCGAGGACCAGAAGAUGCUGGGCAUGAUGCAGAUGGAGAACAUCCUGGACGGCCUGCACGGCUUCUCCAUCGGGCUGUUCACCAAGAUGCUCGGGAUGGCCGCGGAGGAGGUGGAGCUGAUGCUCAUGGAGGUCAGGAAGGAUCUGAGAAACACAAAGAUUCAUUUCUACUACAUUGUUUACUCUGUAUAUGGCCGGAAGGCACCAUGAAGGUGAUGACUCUUUAAUGAUGAUAGAUUCGCGCAUAUGAUACCACUACCACCACACAAUGCCACCCACAUAUUGCAUGUAUAUUUCAAAAAAUAUGAAAACAUCUGUCUAUACUCUAUUGAGUGAAGCGACGCAAUUCCUACAAUCAGAUCCGUUCCCUCAUUACGUGGCUCAUGUGUUUUCGUCAUCCAUCAUCCUGGAAGUAGCGCUCAUCACCAGAAAUACAGGCCGGGCAUGGUGUCGUUCUCGAACCAGCUCAUCGAGCCCACUCCCUCGGGCACGAACAUCGCGUCAGUCAUGCGCUGCGGGUCGUCGUCAGUUUGAGUCGGCAUGACACACAAGACAAUACGAGCUAAGCUGACAGCCUCAUGCAAGAUAAGAAGAAAAGAAAAGGCCAGGGGGGAGGAAACACAAACUUUCCUACUCACCGUGAAGUCCCAAUCCUCCGUCAGCCCCGGCGACGGGCCAAACUCGUCCACGAUCGGCGCCGCCCCGCCGUGCUGCUUGGUGGCCGCCACCAUGGCCUCGAGCAGCAGGACGGCCUUCUCGGCAUCCUUCUGGCCCUCCCUGAUCAGGAACCGGGCGAGCUCCGCCGAGCCCGCCGAGUCCGCGCCCGCGCCCGCGCCCGCGC